AACUCCCGGCGUGCCGCGCGCGGGUUCGGCCAUGUUGUGGGGCCAUGUUCCACAGCAGCACGCAGUGCCGGCACUGGACCUUCCACAGCGAGGAGGAACUGGCGCGGCGCCGCGCUGAGGGGAACCGCCGGGCCCGAGCCAGGGCGGUGGCCAGCGGGAAGGUUCCGCAGGGCGACCCAGUGCUGCUGGAGCCGCACGAGGAGCUGGCGCUAUGCAAGUACUACGAGAAGAGGCUGCUGGACUUCUGCGCCGCAUUCAAGCCCUCGAUGCCGCGGUCCGUUGUGGGUACAGCUUGCAUGUAUUUUAAACGUUUUUACCUCAAUAACUCAGUGAUGGAGCAUCAUCCUCGGAUAAUAAUGCUAACAUGCACAUUUUUGGCCUGCAAAGUAGAUGAAUUUAAUGUAUCCAGUGCACAGUUUGUUGGUAACCUUCGAGAAAGUCCUCUUGGACAGGAAAAAGCUCUUGAACAAAUACUGGAAUAUGAACUACUACUUAUUCAGCAACUGAACUUCCAUCUGAUCAUCCACAACCCAUACAGACCAUUUGAGGGAUUUUUAAUUGAUAUUAAGACUCGCUAUCCAGUGCUGGAAAAUCCUGAAGUUUUAAGGAAAACAGCUGAUGACUUCCUUAAUCGAGUGGCUCUGACAGAUGCGUAUCUGCUCUUUACUCCCUCACAGAUUGCUCUCACUGCCAUAUUAUCUAGUGGCUCAAGAGCAGGAAUUAAUAUGGAAAGCUAUUUAUCAGAAAGUCUUAAGCUGAAAGAAGACAGAUCAGCCUUAUCCCGAUUACUGGAUGACAUGAAAUGCAUGAAAAAUCUCAUAAAAAAAUAUGAACUGCCAAGGCCUGAAGAGGUUGCUGCUCUAAAACAGAAGUUAGAGAAGUGUCACAGCUUGGACCUCUCAUUUAAUACAAACCUGAAACUGAGAUCAAAGACUCAAAGAAGUGCUCUCACUAAUAUAUAAACAGGUUCUUUUAUGCUGAUCUGCAAGCAAGCUGAUUAGUUUGUGAAACUGGAAUACUGGGUGGAUUCUAAGGUGUGACCACUUGAUGUUGUAUGUGAUGAGAACUUGAAAAUCAGGUGAUUAAAACAAGAAUUUUGUAAGGGCUUAAUGUUUUCUUAAGAAUUGUGUGGAUGGCAUAGGACUGCACCCUGAACUUCCAGCAAGCUGCAUGCUGAGGCUUUGGUAGUUUUUUUAUGGAAUAGGUAUGUCCAUAAUGUAAUCCUGGGGUCAAAUAAAGAGAGUCUUAAGUUAU
Messenger RNA from Taeniopygia guttata (zebra finch), 1254 nucleotides. It is a transcript of the gene CCNH, whose product is annotated as cyclin H. Gene Ontology annotation, molecular function: cyclin-dependent protein serine/threonine kinase regulator activity. The record is from RefSeq and is a predicted model, not a curated record. Gene Ontology annotation, cellular component: transcription factor TFIIK complex. Gene Ontology annotation, biological process: regulation of transcription by RNA polymerase II; DNA-templated transcription. NCBI's taxonomy places the organism in Eukaryota, Metazoa, Chordata, Aves, Passeriformes, Estrildidae.